UGACUUCCGUCAACAAUUGGUCUAAACCCGGAAACAGACCGGGUGUCAUGUGAUUUUCGCGUCUGUGGACUAUGUAGCGCUUCUCUGCUGCAUGUAAACUUAUUUAAAGCAGCCAUCGAGCGGAUAACACGAUAAUAAAACCAGCAUGGCCGAUGAUGUGAAGCGUUUCCUCUACAAACAGCUGCAGAGCGUUGAAGGUCUUCAUGCUAUUGUGGUGACGGACAGGGACGGCGUCCCCGUUAUCAAAGUUGCCAAUGACAACGCCCCGGUCCACGCCCUGAGACCCGGCUUCUUGUCCACCUUCGCGCUGGCCACAGAUCAAGGCAGCAAGCUGGGCCUCUCCAAGAACAAGAGCAUCAUCUGCUACUACAACACCUACCAGAUCGUGCAGUUCAAUCGGCUUCCUCUGGUCAUCAGCUUCAUCGCCAGCAGCAGCGCCAACACAGGUCUCAUCAUGAGCCUGGAAAAGGAGUUGGCUCCACUAAUAGAGGAGCUGAGGCAGGUGGUGGAGGUAACAUAAACUCUGUUGGUGAUCCACUACAGGUCCUCCAAUGAAGACAGCUUCCUCCUCCUCAUCAUCAUCAUUUCUGUCUUGAAUGAUGUGUUCAUGUCCAUUUGUUAAAUCUUUCUGCAGUUUGUAACAGUGACGAUGUGAAGUAUAGACACAUGUGUUCUCAUCAUAAUGGAACAUAAAAACUUUUAACUUUUUUCAGUCUGAAUAAAUCUUUCUGUUGAUGCAA
Molecule: messenger RNA, 740 nt
Organism: Melanotaenia boesemani (Boeseman's rainbowfish)
Lineage: Eukaryota; Metazoa; Chordata; Actinopteri; Atheriniformes; Melanotaeniidae
Gene: lamtor3
Product: late endosomal/lysosomal adaptor, MAPK and MTOR activator 3
Exons: 7
Coding region: 146-520 (124 amino acids)
Biological process (GO): positive regulation of TOR signaling; cellular response to amino acid stimulus
Cellular component (GO): Ragulator complex
Source: RefSeq, a predicted model, not a curated record